UUAAGGAUAUGAGUCAGAUAUUAUCUCGUAUACGUUUGUAGGAGUUGAGGUGGAGGAUAUUGCCAAGGAAUGAAGAGUGCAUGGACCUUUGAAGGGAACUGGUGGAUGAUGACGUUGACCCUCCGUAAAUGACUUGACUCUGAUCUCAAACUCUACCCGCUACUGGGUACUGGGAUUCAAGACACGGACAGUGCACAUACUCAUACUCUCCCUCUCCUCCCUUUACACUCCUCCUCUUCCAUCAUCACCUCCUCCCACAUCCCGCGCACCAAUGGCUGCCAACUCGCCUCGGCCCAGCGCAAUCCCUCCGCACUCGUCUCUCGCAGGCGCUUCAGCCGCCUCGCAAGAUAACAGCCAUGACAAUGCAGCCCAGUCCGCUACCGCUGGAACAACAUCCGGACAGGCCAAGAAACGAAAGCACCGCGGUGGGAAGAAACGUCGCAAUCGAAGACAAUCCUUUGCAACCACCGCUGCGGCCAUUGGCGCGGAUGAUGAAGCGGAAGAAGAGCGGCCGAGUCUCGCGAACAACCCAGCAAGCUCGAGCUUCUACCGCCUGACCGAGAAUCACAGCAAUACGAGUCUAGAGAGCGAGGCAUUACUCGACCACCGGGACCAGACUUUCCUUCAGGCUCGCCGGCAGAGCGUUCAAUUGCGAUCCUCUCCCCACACCGGCGGCCUUCGAUCGAAGCUCUCGCGCCAGCAGCCCCAAUCGGAUAGCGAAGACGACGAUGGCGGAAACACAAACGACCAAACCCCCUUGAUGAGCUCAUCCCAACGCGAUGUUCGAGGUGGUGGCAGUUAUGGGGGGCUGAGCGCACCCUCGAGCGCUGGCCGGGCGCGGCGUGGCAGCACAUCGAGCAUCAACCACCGCAGACCCGCAUUCACUUCACACCACUCCCAAACGAACCUCGACGACUACGAUGUCAAUAAUCCUCCCUCCGUACCCGCAAGCCCCGUCAUCGGGCCCAAUAUUGGCUUUGACGAUGUCAUGCUCACGGCUGAUGUCGAACGUAGCAGAUCAGAUGACACCAACCGCAAUCGGUCGCGCGAUGUCCUCAUUGACAUAGAUGAAGAGUCUGGGCAAGGAAAAUACUCUGGAUCUUCGCAUUCCUCUCCAAAGGGCCCGAGUGAGUUCCGCCGGCGCAUGACGGCACUCCAAGCGGCCGAGGAUGUUUGCUUUCCACUGGAAGGCAUGUCGGAGAUUGGACCAGAGGACUAUCUACAUCGUCCAGAGAGCGAGGAGCCUCGCCGCCGCCGUCGUAGGCGUUGGCCGGAUCUAGGUGUGCUAGAGUCAUGGUCGCGUGAGGAGAAAGAACAACGCACGAUGGAAGGUCUUCGAACGCGAAAGGUCAGCGAGCCGCUCAUGGUCGGUGGCCGCCUCAGGCCGCAGAAAUAUAGUUGGCACCGUGAAGCCGACGAUGCGCCCUACCGAUUCACCUAUUUCAACGAGGAAUUCGACAAUACGGUUCACAGCCAAACGAUCAGCGAACUUGUACAACCCGGCCAGACUUUCAGAGACUUGUUCAUCCCUGAGCCACCAGUGAUUGAGGACAGCAGUGACGAUGAGACGGACGAAGAAGAAUUGGCGCCACUGACGAGGGAUAGCACCUUAAACGGCAACUCUAAGGCCGGCUUGCGACCCUCUUCCAGGGUGGAUCACAUCAAACAGCACUCCUCAGGCGAACAAACGCGCUCGAGCACCCCAGCUGCCGGCUCCACCACACCCAAACCAGACCAGGAAAAACCAAAACGAUAUGGCCCCAGGCCAGCCUUCUGGCUCGAUGUACUAUCGCCCACAGAUGCCGAGAUGAAGGUCAUCUCGAAGGCGUUCAGUAUCCAUCCUUUGACGGCAGAAGACAUACUGAUGCAGGAAGCCCGUGAAAAGGUGGAACUAUUCAAGCACUAUUACUUCAUAAAUUACCGGACUUUUGAGCAGGAUGAAACGAGCGAGGACUAUCUCGAACCCGUGAAUCUAUAUGUCGUUGUUUUCCGCGAAGGAGUCAUCAGUUUCCACUUCUCAAUGACGCCUCAUCCAGCCAACGUACGGCGCCGGAUUCGCCAACUUCAAGACUACCUGAUUCUAUCCCCUGAUUGGAUUUCGUACGGUAUUAUCGACGAUAUUACGGACGCAUAUGCACCUCUCAUUCAGCGCAUCGAAGAAGACGUUGACGACAUUGACGAGGCAAUAUUGCGUUUGCAUUCUGGCGAAGAUGAGCAGGAGGCAAAGAAAUCCAAAUCGUUCCCGUACCCGUACGGAAGUUCGUUCUACGAAAAGGGCGAUACGGGAACGAAAGAAGGGCAGGAUAGUGGCAGAGACAUGUUGCGACGAGUGGGCGAGUGUCGAAAGAAGGUGAUGAGCCUUUAUCGCCUCUUAGGUAACAAAGCCGAUGUCAUCAAGGGUUUUGCGAAGAGGUGCAACGAGCAGUGGGAUGUGGCGCCCAGGAGCGAGAUUGGAUUGUAUCUGGGAGAUAUCCAAGAUCAUAUCGUGACCAUGACAUCUAACCUGAGUCAUUAUGAAAACCUGCUAUCUCGCGCGCAUAGCAAUUACCUCGCACAGAUCAACAUUCGAAUGAACGAACGGCAAGAGAAGACAUCUGACAUUCUUGGAAAACUGACCGUGAUGGGUACUAUUGUCUUACCGAUGAACGUUGUCACUGGUAUUUGGGGAAUGAAUUGCCUGGUCCCUGGACAGGAUAUAGAAAACCUGAACUGGUUUUGGUGCAUCACUGCCUCGCUGAUUGUCUUCGGUCUCACAUGCUAUUUCAUUGCGAAGAGGAUAUAUGGCAUAGUGUAAUGCCCUUGAACCGUUGGGGGAACCAUUGCCAGCCUUGAGUUUCUUUCGGCGCUAUAUGUAUGAUUUUCUGUAAGGCGUUGGUGGAUACAUAUACAAAUACCUCGCGAUCGACACCCCAUCUUGAAUAUGUUACAGGCGUUGUUGGGAUAUAGUAGAUUCUGUUAUUGUAUGAUUGGAAGACGUAGCAUAGGCUAUGCUGCAGGAGCCACGACGAGAGGACCAUGGAACCUCACCAAUCUUCCUUUGUAAUAAUCACAAGAUCCACACUGUCUCCAGCAUCAAUGAGUGUACAGCAUAUACAGUAACACACUGCUAUAAAAUUGGGACCACCUUCAC
Molecule: messenger RNA, 3130 nt
Organism: Aaosphaeria arxii CBS 175.79
Lineage: Eukaryota; Fungi; Ascomycota; Dothideomycetes; Pleosporales
Product: cora-domain-containing protein
Exons: 3
Coding region: 272-2794 (840 amino acids)
Biological process (GO): magnesium ion transmembrane transport; intracellular magnesium ion homeostasis
Cellular component (GO): plasma membrane
Molecular function (GO): magnesium ion transmembrane transporter activity
Source: RefSeq, a predicted model, not a curated record